CCGGCGGUGAACUAUCUUGUCCGCGGCGACUCUUCAGCCUCUGAGCGGCCUGCCGACGUGGCGGGGCGGAACAGGAGCCGCUGGCACCGACCGGAUCACCAUGUCCCAGGCUGCAGACCCCUCCACAGACCCCACCCCUCCACCUGCCCAGCACCCCCACGCUGACCCUGACUCCUGCUCUGACGUCCCAGCGGCGCCCUCGGCCCCACCGCAGCCUGCUUUCAUCCCAGAGAGUGUGGAACUUCCACAGUCCACAGAGGAGACGGCUAAAGAUGACACCACCACCACCACAACCACAACUGACCCAUCGGUGGACCAAUCAGAGCCUCCCGCUGAGGGUCAUGUGAUUGAAUGCGACCAACCAGUGAGCCUGGAGCCGGACACCGACGCUGCAGAGGAGGAUGCAGAGAAGUCUCUCCAAGAGAAAGAAAAAGGUUGGGGAGGUUGGAGUUCAUGGGGGAAGUCUCUUCUGAGCAGUGCCACCUCUACUGUGGGUCAGAGCCUGACCUCAGUGAAGGUGAAGGCAGGAGAGGCUCUUCGUCUCCACAGGACCUCAGUAGGAGAGGAGGCGCAAGAGGAGGAGGACGGAGCAGAGGAGAAGGAAGAUGGAGGCGGUGAAAGUGGAGAGACGGACGUUUCCAGCUGUGGGGAGUCGUCUUCGCCAAAUGCUGCUGCAGCUUCUAGCAGAGGAGUUUUUUCUACAAUUACACACGCUGUGCAGAACACAGGUAAGUCGGUGAUCAGUGGAGGUCUGGAUGCCUUGGAGUUCAUUGGAAAGAAGACCAUGACUGUUCUUGCUGAAAGUGACCCAGGUUUCAAAAAGACCAAAACUCUGAUGCAGAAGACGGCUUCACUGAGUCAGAUGCUGAAGGAAGCCAAGGAGAAGGAGCGUGCACGUCUGAGUAAUCAGCCAAUCAGCGCUCCCACAGCUCACUACGGUAUUCUUUUUGAUGACUACCAAGGUUUGUCGCACCUUGAGGCCCUGGAGAUCCUGUCCAAUGAGAGCGAAGCGAGGGUCCAAGCCUUCCUCUCCUCUCUGGCGGAAGAGGAGCAGGAGGAGGUGAAGAAGGAGCUGAUUUUCAUUAAAGAGAUUUUCAUCAAGCAAGAAGAGGAGGAGGAGGAGGAAGGAGAGGGAGAAGCAGGAGGACAGACGAAGGAUAACGGUGAUCUAAGUUCCCAAUUACACUGUUCUACCCCCUUAUCUGCUGACGGCGAGGAGUUUGUAAGUGUUCUGACGGAGCUGCUGUUUGAGCUUCAUGUUGCUGCUACACCAGACAAACUCAAUAAGGCACGAAUGAGGGCCCACGACUGGGUGAGCGAGGUGGAACAGCCUGUCACUGCGGAGACAGUUGGCAGGGAAACGCAGGACCAGCCAAGAGGAGAGGCCUCGCCUGUAGAGAACAAAAAGGAGGAGACGAGGAAAGACGAAGAGGAGCAGAGGGACAAGAAGAGUGAGGGGGAGGAGACGAAGGCAGGAGAGGAGGAGGAGGAGAAGAAAGAGAAAGAGAGCAACCCCAGAUCUGUAGAGGCUGUCUACCUGUCAUCAGUCGGCAGUCUGGCCGAAGUGACGGCUCGCAGUAUCGAGCAGCUCCACAAGGUGGCAGAGCUCAUCCUCCACGGUCAGGAUCUAGAGAAACCUGCCAGAGACCAGGCACACAUCCUCACCAGGUUGACAUGCGCCAUGUGUAAGGAGGUGGACUGUUUGGCCAAAAAGUUCUCUGAUACGCUGCUUCUUGUCGGGGGUCAGAGGAAAGCAGAGGACUUGAAUCCACUGGUCGAUAGUGUGCUGCUGGAGGGCUCCAACAGCACCAAUUACAUCCAUAAUGCAUUCCAGCUGCUGAUGCCCAUCCUGCAGAUCUCCCACAUCCAGAGUCAACACUGCCGACCCGCCGCAGAUGCAGCACAGCAGAUACAGCAUUAACACACACAAACACACACUACCUGCUCACCAGCUUGUCUUAAUGUACCUAUUGUACAGUAAACUAUAGAGAAUAGACAUUCCACAUCAAGUGCUUUAACCUACAUUAAGUGCCAAACAGUAGAAACGGACAGAAGAUAUUGUUAUAUAUGGAGAAUAUAGCGAGAACAUAGUCUUUAAGAUAGCAAUUUUAAUUAACGGAUGUAUACAAAAGUGACCCACAUGCAGGAUGUAUGUGUGUCUCUACCAUCUUGUGUCUCUGAAUGUUAUUUUGUCCGUUUUGCCGUUGAUAUUUUUGCGUUAAAGAACCAAACGGUGUUCAAGCUCAGCGUAAACAAACAGCAAAUAUCAUCUCCAAAAGCUGAACCCAAAACAGAAAAAUACUGAUUGUAUUGAAGGGACUCUACAUUAAUGUAUAUUAAGCUUUCUUUGCACUCCUUAUGAACCGUUGGGAUUUCAACAGAAAGAGCAUUGACUCACGCUAGUGAAAACGUCUGUCCAGUUUAACUGUUUUAAUCUGGUUUGAGAUGAAGUGCCACUAUUAAUGAUUAUACACGGUAAUUUCUUGGUUGUUUUGUUUAUGUGUUAAAUUAUAUGAAGCAACACUACCUUGCAUUUCAGUUACAUCUAGUUUGGUUUUAAAAUGUUCUUUUUCCUUUUUUGCUUAAAGGUGCAGCCUAAGUGAAUUCAUCUCUACUUAUACUGUGUAUUUAAAACAAUAAUGCAACACACUGAGAAAUUUGUUUAGUCUCUUUUUGCAAAGAAUUAGAUGAGUGAUACCACUCUUUGUACAUGAAACAUGGAGCAGCAACCAGUUAGCGUAGCUUAGCAUGACGUCUGUAAACCAGGCUAACAGCUAGCUUGGCUACACAUAGCUAAGAAAUAUUAUGGAAUACAAAAAUCAUUUUAAACAGUCCCUGUAAAGCCACAGAAUGUCAUUUUUUUUAAUCAGUAUACUGAAGUUGUUAGCAAACAGUUGCUUAUUUAUACAUCCAGUGGUUUUGGAGCAACAUAAGAAAUGAAGCGCCACUCUUGUUUGGCUCCGUUUUUGGUCUUUAGAUGUUAAAUAUAUUAUUAUCUCAAUCAGAUAGUCACUAAAAAUGAGAUAAAACUCAUUAUAAACAAGUGUAAAGCCAAUUAGAGCUAAAACUCCAGGCCAUAAUUGCCUUUAAGCCACCUCAGUCAUAUUGUCACAUUGUUUUUACAUUGUCAUUUCAAACAUAAUUAUUAUAAAAACAUGAAUUGUAGCUGCUUAAAUGCACAAGUUAUUUGGGUAGUAUGUUAACAUGUGAGCUUUAAAGAUGCUGGUAAGUGGAUUUUGUUGCUUUCAGACAAAGCUAAGCUAGCUGUUUCCUCCCCUUACUGGGCUUAAUGCAGGGUUGCCAGGUCUGUGUGACAAAACCUGGACAGUAGCAAAACUCAAACAACGUGUGUAUGUGCUGAUCUGGAAUUCGUGUGGUAGGAUUUGCGCAUAAAUGAGUAUUUCAACAAAAAUGUGGAUUCUUAUUGAUACUGUAGAUGUUAUUCAUGUAAUUAGUAUGCUAAAUUUGUUCACAUGACCUCUGGGAAAAAAAUCUAACUCUUCAGAAAUGGCCCAAUUCUGCAUUAAAACCACAGACCUGGCAACUCAGUCUUUAUGCUAAGUUGAAUCUUUUCUGGUGUUUCGUAUGUCAUGUCCUUUGUCGGAUUUCAGAGCAAACACUCCAAGGAAAACAUUUAAUUCAAGUAGAUGUUUUUUUAAUUUAAUUUUGUCCUUCAUAUUAAAGCCUUAAACAGCUUUGCCAGGAUCUAGAUUUCUAUUCUUGUUGCUCCCCAGAGAUGCAUAUCGCAACCAUUUUACAUUUUUUCUUUGACCACUGUUUCUUCUGACUGUGGAAUUAGAUUGCUUCUUAACUUCCAGCCUGCAGCUAUUUAGAUCUCUGAAAGAUAAGUACUCUUCUUACUUCUGCCCUUUCAGAGAUGCAUUCGGCAGGCAAGAAAGCUAUUAAGCAAAGAAAAUAUUAGUCAGUCCUGUCAAAAUGUUUUGGCUCCUUUCAGCUGUAACCAGAUGGGGCGAGGCUGUUUAUCAGCUUUGCGUCUCCCUUAGAGCAAAAAAAAUGAUUUGUAUUGCAGACUGAAAAAUGUUUGAAGGCCUUUCAUUUAUUUAACUUUGGACAGUUUCCUAAUGUGUUAAGACUGUCUUCUAAUAAAGCGCCCUAAGACUGUUUGAAAUGUGAUGUAGAAAAUAAACAAGCUUUAACCAUC
Messenger RNA from Acanthochromis polyacanthus (spiny chromis), 4162 nucleotides. It is a transcript of the gene fam114a1, whose product is annotated as family with sequence similarity 114 member A1. Bases 101 to 1921 code for a protein of 606 amino acids. The record is from RefSeq and is a predicted model, not a curated record. The transcript is spliced from 13 exons. Lineage: Eukaryota; Metazoa; Chordata; Actinopteri; Pomacentridae.